CUUUAAUUGCGACUUGGUUGCGAGGUGUCUACCGCCCCUCAUUAAUUCUCACUCAUUGCCAGAUGAUAAAGUAAUAGAAGGGGAUUGAAAAAGAAGAAAAAGGCAGAAGAGGAAAUAAUAUUGGGGUGCAGUCUGGGGAUGAGAUUAGAGUGCUAGGAGAAGUUAUAUAUUCUAAAAUUCGGGACCAUGGCUGCUACUAGCCAACGUCGAGUCGCUAAGGAACCAUUUCGAAUCCAUCGCGACGAAGCCGUGGGCGAAACGUCAGAUGUUGAGGAAUCCGCACAAAGGCGCACUCGACGAGCUGAAGAUGACUACGAGAAUCACGAAAAUCACGAUGACCAUGACGAACACGAAGAUCCAUUAGAAGAGGCUGAAGAGGAAGAGCAAGAGAACCCUCUCAUCGACGACGACGGCAGCGAUACCGAAUCUGAUGAUACCGAUGAUAUCGAUAUGAGUGUCCAACAUGACAUGGACAAACUUCAAGCUACAUUUCCCGAUUUUAAGGAUAAGUAUCGCCUAAUAAAGCGUAUCGGCGAAGGAACCUUUUCUACCGUCUACAAGGCCGAAGAUAUCCAGUAUCAUCAGUACGAGAAUAGUUGGGAUUUAGACGCUGCGGAUAAUCAAUGGCGACCUCCCCCUCUUAGAGGUGCUUCUCGUUCUCGAUCUCGAUCCGGCUCCCACUCUUCCCGUACCCACCAGAAGCCAAAAUUCGUGGCAAUCAAGAAGAUCUAUGUCACGUCUUCUCCCGCCCGUAUUCUCAACGAACUCGAACUUCUCCAUGACCUACGCGAUUCCAAUUCCGUAUGUCCCCUUAUUACAGCUUUCCGACACGCCGACCAAGUUCUCGCCGUCCUUCCAUACUUCCGUCACCAAGACUUUCGAAAAUACUAUCCCCAAAUGACUGUAUAUGAUAUGAGAGUGUAUUUUCGCUCACUUUUCACUGCUCUUGCUGCCGUCCACGAGAAGGGGAUCAUCCAUCGCGAUAUCAAACCUACCAAUUUCCUCUACGACCCGGAUAAGAAGCGGGGAGUCCUAGUGGAUUUUGGUUUGGCAGAGCGAGAAGGACUAGAGACCAAACCGUGUCUCUGCCAAGAAGAUCAAAAGAUUAGGAAGCAGAGAUUGCAACAGUCCGUUGCUUUUAACUCUGCCCAGGCAGGUCCCCAGCUAGGGUAUCCUACAAAUGAUACACGACCCUCUCGUCGGGCAAACAGAGCUGGUACACGUGGAUUCCGAGCUCCCGAGGUGUUGUUCAAGUGUACGGAACAGACGACCAAGAUCGAUAUCUGGUCCGCGGGCGUCAUCCUUUUAACUAUCCUCUGUAGACGUUUUCCCUUCUUCAACAGCGCGGAUGACAUCGAGGCCAUGAUCGAAAUCGCCACCAUAUUCGGCUCUAAGCGCAUGAAGCACGCAGGCCAGCUUCAUGGCUGUAUGUUUGAAACUACUAUUCCGACCAUUGGUGAGAGAGGCUUUAGUUUUGAGAAGAUCAUGCUGUGGAGCACAUGUCGGAGCGACGGUGGCAAGGACGGGAAGUCGAACACCCUAACCGAAGAAGAGAAGGGGGCUAUCGAGUUCUUAACGAGAUGUAUGGAACUGGAUUCAAACAGAAGAAUCAGCGCAAAGGAGGCGUUGAGACACGAGUUUUUGCGAGUGGACGAGGAACCCGACGUAGAGCCUGAAACGGAGGACGACGUAAUGAUGUUAUGAUAGCUCUUUGGAGAUGUGGUCGACCUUGACAGUGUUUCACGUCGCGCGAUUAAUGAACGCCCUCGACUUUCUAGCAACGCCACGAUUUCGACGAACUUUCACCCCUGCGAACGAUUACCAUAGUCAACUAUACGAAGUAGACACGAGCUAUGCCUACCGCGAUCUACCACCACCGAGUGGCAGUAACCACUUUGCCCCAAUGCUACCUUGUACAUAGCUAGGAAUGGUAUUUGGCAUUUAUGAACAGAUCUCGAGGGUAUACCGCUCAUCUCAGAUCACCAUGUACCAUACUCAUUGCGGCAAGAGUCGUCAAUCAAGCUCUCGUAUAAGAAGAGCGAGCAUCAUCGGUGCUCAUAAGUCUGGUUGGGCAAUACCAUCCAGCAUCCGUACAGUAUAGUAUAAUAUACUAUUAAUUCGAUAUAAAUCA
Annulohypoxylon maeteangense is the source of this 2131-nucleotide messenger RNA. RefSeq names its product kinase-like protein. Lineage: Eukaryota; Fungi; Ascomycota; Sordariomycetes; Xylariales; Hypoxylaceae. The transcript has a single exon. The record is from RefSeq and is a predicted model, not a curated record. Gene Ontology annotation, biological process: mitotic DNA damage checkpoint signaling; protein phosphorylation. The coding region runs from base 187 to 1704 and encodes 505 amino acids. Gene Ontology annotation, cellular component: nucleus. Gene Ontology annotation, molecular function: ATP binding; protein serine/threonine kinase activity.